UUCAAAAUGCAUUGAAUAAACAAUGGUUUUUACUUUACUCCGCCCUUGUUAUCGAGCACAUUCAAAAUGGUCGCAGCAGCUUCAGUCCCAAGUCAAAUGUAACUUCGAAUUUGUCACCACCCACUGCGUUGUAACCUAAUGAGACCGAUGGUUAAAGGCACAACUGGGCCCCCCAGCAGAUAUGCUACUUGUGACUGGUAUUACAAUGCUCCAUUAAAAAAAAUGGAUAAGGAAGAAAGUGAAGUUGCUAUUCCUCCCACCUCACAAAUUCCAGGCCUGGGGGAUAUGUCAGAAUCUGAUGAGCAUGUAAAUGAAGGUCGUCGUCACUGCAUCAUGGACACGGACUCGGAUUAUGUCAAACUGGCAAAGCAGGGUGGUCGCCCAGAUUUGUUGAAACAAAGCACGCCUGUACCAAGGAAAGCUUCUGAAGUGUCUCAUGGUCUGCCAGAAUGGUAUACUCACGAAAGCCCAGUGCCAGAAGCAGAGUCCUCUGGACCUUAUAUGAGUCACUUACCUGAUUACAUGACCCAUAAGGAAACUGAAACAGAAGAAAAUGAAAUCAAAUAUGAAGGAAAAAGAGGCCCUUUUGAUUUUGACCAGCAGUCCUAUUGGCAGAGGAAGUCUGACAAUGGAAAAGAAAAUGUUGACCAUAAAAAGCAGGUCAAACUGCCAGCGAUAAAAUCAAGCUUUGUGAAUGAACCCUCCGCUGAAAAAGGACCUCCUAUCGGGCAGGGCAAGUUGGCUAAAAAGUGUUUCUUUCCACCAAUGCCACAGCCCAGAAAUGCUGAAAAUGUUAACUUCAGUAAGUUGAUGGGUAAUGGAUAUGGAAAUGACUGGUAUCAGCAGCGUGAAGAUAAGGAGAAGUCACUGCAAGAUCCAGAGACAUGCCAGCAGGAAUAGACUGCACAAAGAACUCAGAAAUGAAAAAGCUUUAGUAACAUUUGAAGCAGAAAUAACAUCUUAGUGACUUUAUUGCUAUAAAAUUUCAGAUCAAUGCAUCAAAUACUUUGUAAUGUUGUUAUGUGCUAUUCUCAUUAUCUAAAUAUGCUAAAAGAAAAUAAGAUGUAUUUUGAAAUAAAUCUUCUUUGAAUUGAUCUAAAAAUCAAUUGUCAGAUACAAUGAGAUCACAGGUGCACUUUCAGUUAGUUUUGUGGCGGUGCAAACAUGACUUGGAUCCUCCAGGCACAAGAUAAAGGCUUUUUCUGCUCUGCCCAUUUGAAGGGACAUGAAACUACUUUUUUUUUUCUUUCAGGAUUCAUGCCGAGCAUACAAUUUUAAACAACUUUCAAAUGUAUUACUAUCAAAUUUUGCUUCUUUCUCUUGGUAUCCUUUAUUGAAGAAGCAGCAAUGCACUACUGGGAGCCAGCUGAACACAUCAGUAAGCCAAUGAUAAGAGGUAUAUAUGUGCAGCCAUCAAACGGCUACAUUCAAGCUGAUCCUACCUAGGUAUGCUUUUUUACAAAGGAUAAAGAGAGUACAAAGCAAAUUUAAUAAUUUUGUUAAAUAGUUUAAAAUUGUGUGCUCUGUCUGAAUCAUGAAAGAAAAUGUUGGGAUUUCAUGUCCCUUUAAAUCUAUGCACUGUAUCCACGUGCUGGCUUUCUGCACAGAAUUGAACUAAGGAAUGUUGAUAUAGUCGUCUGUUCUAGAAAACAAUGAAAGAUUUAGAACUACAUCUUGUUUUCAUGCAAAAAAUGUUUAAUAUUUACAGACUACUAUUUUAACUGUGUAUUAGAAUAUGUUGUCAAUUUUUAAUGUUGCUUUAUAGAAUGUUAGUUAUUUUGAAUGGGCUUAAACAAAUAAAAAGUUAGUAUAAAUGUU
Molecule: messenger RNA, 1818 nt
Organism: Bombina bombina (fire-bellied toad)
Lineage: Eukaryota; Metazoa; Chordata; Amphibia; Anura; Bombinatoridae
Gene: C5H7orf57
Product: chromosome 5 C7orf57 homolog
Exons: 8
Coding region: 139-900 (253 amino acids)
Source: RefSeq, a predicted model, not a curated record